AUGGAUGAACAACAAUUAACUUAUAAACUGGCAAAAGAUACUUUAGAAGAAUUAAAACAACAGAACAGUCGCAUAUUUGUUGUCGAAUAUGAUGCACGUGGUACCUAUUUGAUACUCUGUGCAGCAUAUCAUGAAGGGAUGUAUUUUUCCGCUGGAUACGUUUGGUUCUUAAAUCCAUGGCUUUCUGAUCAGUGGUGGUCGGAAUUGGUUAGUCGAAAUACUGAGUGUAAUUUUAGUGAAAUGCUCAAUAUUACUUCGUGGACUUUUACUGUUGGACACCAGUUGUUAAUUGGUCCUAUGGUGCACAGUUUUAUUCCACGUACUAGUGAGUUUAUGGAUUCAGACUCUAAGUCUGGCAAUCAUUCAAGUGGUACUCCGAAUCGAACUUCAUCUGAGCAAAUAAGACGCAGGCGCCAUGUUUUUGCUCAAUCACAAACGUUAGAAGUACCACCUGUCUUGUCAAGAACUAAACAUAAUCCUAAUCCAAAUGAUUUAGGGAAAUCUAUAUUCAGUGAUCACUCAAAACGUAAAUUAAUCAAAGAUCCUCUACACGAUUACACUGUGUAUACUUAUGAUGCUGUUAUCCUACUAGCAAGUGCCGUUGUUCAUCUUUUAAGAGAAAAUCCUGCAGCAGCAUCUGCUCUUAACCAUCCAGAUGUAUCUGAAACUCUUCGAACACUUGUUGCACGUACAAAUUUCGGUUAUCGAUUUCAGACAGAUAAUUCAACAACUCGACAAUCUAGUGAAAUAAAUGAACUUGUCCCAGGUAUCAAUGAUGAUAAUUUUGGUGUAGAUGCUGGAUUUCAACUUGCUGGUGACUAUUAUGGUAUACGUAGUCAAAGUCCUGCUUCAGCGUCAAAUUUACGAUUCAAUGAUCAUAAUGAACGUAUUGCUGAUUAUUGGCUGUUAAAACAAAGACAUUUAAAUACUACUGUCCCAAUUAUAAUGUGGUCAACAAAAAACUAUGAAGAAGUACAUGAACAGGACCAACAACAACAAUCGUAUGAUCCAUUCAAUCACAUGAUUUCAUCAAAUAAUAUGUCAAACAAGUAUGAUUGGAAAACAACCAAUGCUCCAUUUCUUUACGAUGAAUUUCAAAAACGGAUGAGUGAACGUUGGUUAGACCAUGUUAAUUGGCAUACAUUAGGUGGCCCACCAAAUGAUGGUUCUAUCAAUGAAAAAAAUUGUACAUUAUCAUUUCUUAGUAAUCAAUUACAUAUGGGUUGUACAGGUGCUACCGUAUUUGUCACUGUCACUGUUACCGUUUUAGUUUUAUUGCCAUUGAUUGUAUUUGCUCAUUUUUAUUAUCGACGUAAACUGAAAGAAAUUGAAAAUCGAACACGUAAACCUUUUGAAGAACUAUGCACAGAACUGGCUGAUUUAGAUAUGCCUGCUGAAAAUAUUGUUUUAAAUCGUCGGGUUGGUCAAGGUGCUUUCGGUUUAGUAUUUGGUGGUGAAGCUAAAAAAAGUGAUUUAUGGGAAGCAGUUGCUGUGAAAGUAAUUAAUGAGAAAGCGAAUUAUGAAGGAAAAAUUGAUUUUCUUUCUGAAGCAAAAUUAAUGCGUUCUUUAAAUCAUCCGAACGUUGUUCGCUUAAUUGGUAUUUCCUUGAAUCCAAAAGCAAGUCUAUACCUGAUUAUGGAGCUCAUGCUUCUUGGUGAUUUAAAAACAUAUUUAUUAUCACGCCGAAUUUUAGCUCAAAGAUCACCAAACCAUGAAGACAUACGACCAUCAACUCUCACUCAAAUGAGUAUGGAUAUUGGCCAAGGUUUAGCCUACUUACAUAGUAAGCAUUUAAUUCAUCGAGAUAUAGCAUGUCGAAAUUGUCUUGUUGCUGCAGAUCGUACUGUGAAAAUCGGAGAUUUUGGUCUGACCAGACAAGCUGCUAAAAAUACUUCAGAGGCUUAUUAUCGUUUCACAAGAAAGUGUGAACUACCUAUUCGUUGGAUGUCACCUGAAGCUGUACAAUUCGGUGUCUUUAGCAUACAAUCAGAUAUUUGGUCAUUUGGCAUAACAUUAUAUGAAAUUAUUACUUUUGGUGUAUUUCCUUAUAAUGGUCUUGGAGAUGUAGAAGUUGUGGAACGUGUCAAACGUAUGGAAUUCAGUAUUACUGAAUUUUUACCACCUCAAGCAUUAAAUACCGUAGUGUGUGAAUUGAUUAAUCAUUGUUGUAAACAUCAAUGGCAACAUAGACCAUCAUCAAUGAAUCAAGUGUUAGAAGUAUUAAUAGCGUAUCCAGAUUGCAUUCGACCAUUCCUUACUGAUGAUCCACCGAAACCAAAUACAACAAUCGAUUCAUUACCUUUUCAACCAACUGUGGACACUUGUAUAAUAUCAGAAUCUGCAAUGACUGGUCUUGCUGUAAUCGAUAAUGUUGGUGGUUUUCGUACAAUACGUAGUGCUUCAACUGUAGCCGUCCCAAUAUCAUCAUGUUCACCUUCACCAGUGCCACUAAAUCUUCCUGAUGGUAAUAGUGAUAAAUAUUAUGGAUGUGAAAAACGUCUUAGUGAACAAACAAAUCUACGUGAUAGUGCACUCUCUAAUCAUCAUACAAUUUUUGAUUGGUCUGAUAACUAUACUUCUCAUCCGUAUACAGAUAGUUCAGUUCAUUCAAAGUUGAUUGAUUUUUAUCAACUUCCAAUGUUUUCUGACAGACAAACCUUAUUUCCUUCAGUAGUGACAGAUGAAAGCAAAGAACUAAAUAUUAUGUCUAAAUCUGGCGAAUCAUCUAGUUUACCACCAGUGUUUAAUAAUUAUACUACAUCAUUUGUCACAUCUGUUUCUAAUACUAUUAAUACAUCUACUAAUGUUUUAUUCAAUCUUUCAACAAGCCCUAUUUCUACUACUCCUAGUUAUCAGUCAAUUGAUGAAAGUAGUCAAUUAAUUAUGAAAUCUCCGGAACUAAUAACUGAUCAGUAUACAUAUUCAACUGGAAACACUUUACACAUUAGAAAACAAAAACGUUCAAAUACUACGCAUAUAAACAAUACAACAUCGAAUAUUUCAGAUGAAUUGAAUAAUUUAUUAUCCGAUAAUCAACUUAAGUUAUCUUUAGAUGCCGAUUCGAUUAUGAAUAUCGAGGAAUCCGAUAGAUCUCAUAUGUUGAUAACUGAGGAUAAAAAUUCAGACAAGCAAUUUUUUAUUGUUCCCAGGAACGAAUCUCAUAUGUUUAAUGUUUCUAGUAUACCUCGAAAUCCCAUUCAAACAUGGAAUAUUAAUCGCUUGCGACCGACUCGUUCUUUGAUCAAUCUAACUUCUGUACGUUAUCCCAAACACUAUUUACAAAAUAAUAUUAAAUCUGAACACUAUGCUUCAGUUGAUCAUUUCAGUUCGAUUACAAAACAAAGUGAUAUUCAUGGUUCAGAUUUAACUUUACCUCCUAGUCUAUUUACUUUCAUUUCUGAUUCAUUUCUUUCCGGUAGAAAGACCGUUUAG
Molecule: messenger RNA, 3432 nt
Organism: Schistosoma rodhaini
Lineage: Eukaryota; Metazoa; Platyhelminthes; Trematoda; Strigeidida; Schistosomatidae
Source: the annotation of a GenBank genome assembly